This is a messenger RNA of Thamnophis elegans (Western terrestrial garter snake), 792 nucleotides long. RefSeq names its product proopiomelanocortin (gene POMC). NCBI's taxonomy places the organism in Eukaryota, Metazoa, Chordata, Lepidosauria, Squamata, Natricidae. Gene Ontology annotation, molecular function: hormone activity. The coding region runs from base 1 to 792 and encodes 263 amino acids. The record is from RefSeq and is a predicted model, not a curated record. Gene Ontology annotation, cellular component: extracellular region. The transcript is spliced from 2 exons.
AUGCUGAACUCCCAGUGGAGUAGUCUUUGGGCCAUUAUGGGAGUUCUCCUCAUCCAUUCAGUGGCAGGAGUGCACAGCCUCUGUUGGGAUAACAGUUGGUGUUGGGACAUGGACACGGAAGUAAAAAUGAUGGAGUGCCUCAGGGCCUGCAGAACGGGCCUCUCAAAUGAGUCUCCAGUAUAUCCAGGAAAUGGUCACAUGCAGCCUCUCUCUGAAGAUAUUCAGAAGAACAUCCCCUGGAAGAAAUUUGGGAAGAGUAACAGCUUAGGCAACAAAAUAAAGAACCCUUCCGGUGACUCUGGUGCAGAUCUCUUCUCGGCUUCUUCAGAAACCCAAGAGAGCUGGGAAGGAGACUCAGAAAGCCACCAAGAGUCCCGUGAAAAGCAAGAAGGCAAGAGGUCCUAUGCAAUGGAGCACUUCCGAUGGGGAAAGCCAGUGGGCAGAAAGAGGCGACCCAUCAGAGUCAAUCCAAAUGGGGCAGCAGAUGAAUCCGAGGAGAGUUAUCCCGAGGAGUUCAGAAGAGACCUUUCCUGGGAGAUGCAAUACCCCGAACUUGACUCCCCGGAGGAAAAAGAGAGCAGUGAAACCAUUAAGAUGGACAAAGAAAAGCAGCUGAGAAAAAUUAAAAACGAUAAUACUGCCUACAAGAUGCACCACUUUCGGUGGAACGCCCCAGCCCUGUCCAAGAAGAAGCGCUACGGCGGCUUCAUGACCUCAGAGCACAGUCACACUCCUCUAGUGAAUCUUUUUAAGAAUGCCAUCAUCAAAACUGCUUAUAAGAAAGGCCAGUAA